Pseudophryne corroboree (corroboree frog) is the source of this 666-nucleotide messenger RNA. RefSeq names its product olfactory receptor 2M5-like. The record is from RefSeq and is a predicted model, not a curated record. Gene Ontology annotation, biological process: G protein-coupled receptor signaling pathway. Lineage: Eukaryota; Metazoa; Chordata; Amphibia; Anura; Myobatrachidae. The transcript has a single exon. Gene Ontology annotation, cellular component: membrane. Bases 1 to 666 code for a protein of 221 amino acids. Gene Ontology annotation, molecular function: G protein-coupled receptor activity; odorant binding; olfactory receptor activity.
AUGUACUUUCAUGUUUUGGCUGAUUCCUCAGAGGCUUUUGUAAUAUUCAUUAUGUCAUAUGACCGAUAUGUUGCAAUAUGUGAUCCUUUACACUAUAGCAAUAUUUUUAAUAGGAAACAUUGUCUCUUAUUGGCAUCAGGCACUUGGAUAUCAGGAUGCUUAAAUUCACUUGUGAUUAUAAUCCCAGCAUCACACAUGUCCUUCUGUCAGUCUCACACCAUACACCAGUUUUCCUGUGAUGCUAAAGCUCUGCUUAACAUCGCCUGUGCUGGCAGUAAAGAUGUUCAUAUUGUAAUCUAUGCAGAGUUAUUAAUAUAUGCAGUUUUCCCAUUCAUGUUCUGUUUGGCAUCUUAUGUAAAAAUAAUCAGAGUCAUCUUGCAGAUAAAAUCUAAGGAUGGAAGAAAUAAAGCCUUCUCCACCUGCUCAUCCCACCUCACCAUUGUCAUUAUGUACUUUAUGACAGGUUUGUUUGUGUACAUGAUGCCACCAUCAGAAAACUCUGAUGUCCUAGAACCAGUGUUUAGUGUACUGUACUCAGUUGUAACACCCACGAUAAAUCCUCUUAUCUACAGUCUACGGAAUAAAGAUGUGAAAAGUGCUCUGCUGAGACUACUGGGGGGAAACAAAGUAUUAAACAGUGAUGGAGAAUUUCGGGAAAUGGUUUAA